This is a messenger RNA of Carica papaya (papaya), 2025 nucleotides long. RefSeq names its product FGGY family of carbohydrate kinase. Gene Ontology annotation, cellular component: cytoplasm. Lineage: Eukaryota; Viridiplantae; Streptophyta; Magnoliopsida; Brassicales; Caricaceae. Gene Ontology annotation, molecular function: D-ribulokinase activity. Gene Ontology annotation, biological process: pentose metabolic process; carbohydrate phosphorylation. The record is from RefSeq and is a predicted model, not a curated record.
AAGGCAGAGAAAUGUCAUUUAAAAGACGGGGCUGGUCCGAUACAACUCCUCUGCUCGGCACACAGCAACGUUCCCUUUCCUUCAACUCGUCAUAUUCCUCUUCCCACCGCUCAGCCUUCUCCGUCGAGAUGACUUCGAGCACAGAGACGGCUAUCAUUCCCAUUCCUUCCCGCUCCGUCUUUCUCGGCGUUGACGUCGGAACCGGCAGCGCCCGUGCUGGUCUGUUUGAUGACAAAGGAAAGCUUCUAGGCUCUGCCAGUAGCCCAAUACAAAUAUGGAAAGAGGGUAACUGUGUUGAGCAAUCAUCAACUGAUAUCUGGCAUGCUAUCUGUGCGGCUGUGAAAUCUGCAUGCUCUCUCGCAAAUGUUGAUGGGGAAGAAGUGAAGGGUGUGGGAUUUGCAGCUACUUGCUCACUAGUGGCAGUGGAUGCUGAUGGCUCUCCUGUAACAGUUUCUUGGAGUGGUGAUUCAAGAAGAAACAUUAUAGUGUGGAUGGAUCACAGAGCUGUAAAGCAAGCCGAAAGGAUUAAUUCCUGUAACUCACCAGUAUUACAGUAUUGUGGCGGAGGUGUCUCGCCAGAGAUGCAACCACCAAAGCUUUUGUGGGUGAAAGAAAAUCUACAAGAAUCUUGGUCAAUGGUAUUUAGGUGGAUGGAUUUGAGUGAUUGGUUAUCAUAUAGGGCUACUGGAGAUGAUACCCGUAGUCUUUGCACCACAGUGUGCAAAUGGACAUACCUUGGUCAUGCACACAUGCAACGGAUGGGCGAAAAAGAUUCCAGGGACAUGGAAGCUUGUGGAUGGGAUGAUGAUUUCUGGGAGGAGAUUGGCUUAGGUGAUCUUGUAGACGGGCAUCAUGCUAAGAUUGGAAGAAGUGUAGCUUUCCCUGGCCAUCCAUUGGGUUCUGGUCUUACCCCUACUGCUGCGAAGGAACUAGGUCUGGCGGCAGGAACCCCUGUUGGAACUUCUCUCAUUGAUGCUCAUGCCGGUGGUGUUGGGGUAAUGGAAAGUGUGCCCGAUUUAGAUCCUGAGAAUAAAGAGUUGGAUAAGGAAGCUAUUUGCCACCGCAUGGUGUUAGUCUGUGGAACAUCUACUUGCCAUAUGGCUGUAUCACGCAACAAGCUGUUUAUUCCAGGGGUCUGGGGACCAUAUUGGUCAGCAAUGCUACCUGAAUACUGGCUGACAGAAGGCGGGCAGAGUGCCACAGGUGCUUUAUUGGAUCACAUAAUUGAAAAUCAUGUUGCUUCUCCUCGCCUUGCAAAUCGUGCUGCCUCUCAAAAUAUAUCUCUGUUUGAACUACUGAACAACUUAUUGAAAUCAAUGAUGCAAGAUACAAAAUCACCAUUUCUUGCUGCUCUGACUAAAGAUAUACAUAUUCUUCCUGAUUUCCAUGGGAACAGAUCUCCCCUUGCAGACCCAAAAGCAAAAGGUGUAAUAUCUGGCUUGACACUUGAUACUAGUGAGAUACAGUUGGCUCUUUUAUAUCUUGCCACAAUGCAGGGAAUUGCAUAUGGGACACGUCACAUUGUAGAGCAUUGCAAUGCCCAUGGUCACAAUAUAGAUACAUUAUUGGCAUGUGGUGGCCUUUCAAAGAACCCUCUAUUCAUGCAAGAACACGCGGAUAUAAUUGGUUGCUCUAUAAUACUUCCACGAGAAAGUGAGUCUGUGCUCUUGGGUGCUGCAAUUCUUGGCACUGUUGCUGCAAAGAGAUAUCCCAGUCUCAACAAGGCAAUGAAGGCACUGAAUGCAGCUGGUCAGGUCAUUCAUCCAUCAACAGACCCAAGGGUAAAGAAGUAUCACAACGCCAAAUACUACAUAUUCCGGGACCUUUAUGAGCAACAGCUAUCUCAGCGUUCAAGUAUUGCUGAAGCUCUCGCAUAGUUUUACUGGUCUUGUAAAGUGGUAUAAUUUGUUGAAAAUCCAUAAUUUCAAUUUUGAAGAAAUGAUUUGAUUUUUGAAUAAAUGAAUAAUUGAUUUAAAAAAUUAUUAGCAGAAAUUCAAUAGAUUACCCUUUAAGAGAUUUGAAUAA